GCAGAUUGCUCUGCGCCAGACACCGAAAUUUGCAAAGACGACAAAGAACAAUGUCCGCAUCGAAGAUGAAAAUCCUCAUAUCUGGGGCAGGCAUCGCGGGGCCUUGUCUCGCAUACUGGCUUGCCAGAACGCAUCUUAACGCAGCCGUCACAGUCAUGGAACGAUCGCCUACUCCGAGGGUGACCGGCCAGUCUAUCGACAUUCGUGGUCCGGCAAUCGAAAUCAUGAAGAGAAUGAAUUUGGAAGAGGCUGUUCGCUCCCGGAACACGACAGAAGAAGGCACAAUAAUUCUGAAUGCCUCAGGGAAGCCUUUCGCUCACUUCGAAGGCGGCGAUAAAGGUGGCGAUACCUUCACUGCCGAAUACGAAAUACUCCGGGCAGACUUAGUCGGGCUUUUCCUAGACGCCACCGAGAGCUUGAGCAACGUCAAGUACCUUUACGGCGAUUCUAUCAAAUCUCUGGAUCAGACAGAGAAGACCGUCAAAGUGACAUUCGCCGGGGGAUCAAGCGACACAUUCGAUCUCGUUGUCGCCGCAGACGGGGGCAUUUCGAAAACUCGAGACAUGAUCCUGGACGAACACAUCACCAAGAACUGCUACAACUUCCUAGGCCAGUACAUUGCGUUCUUUAGCAUUCCAAGCCGGCCUACCGAUCCAAAGAUGUGGCAAUGGUACAAUCGCCCGAACGGGCUCUGCGUUAUGCUACGUCCGCAUCGGAACCCUGCUACUGUGGGGGCGUACCUGUGCAUUACCACACCAGCACGCGGGCAGCAGGACCCGGCUGUCGAAGCUGCACUGGAUGAAGGAGUAGAAGCCCAAAAGCGCAUCUUGCACGAGUAUCUCGGGAAUUUAGGAUGGGAAACAAAGCGGGUGUUGGAAGGGAUGGAUAGCGCUGAAGACUUCUACAUGAGCAGGGCUGCGCAGGUGAAGCUUCCAAAAUGGACGAACGGACGCGCUCUUGUGUUAGGAGAUGCAGCCCAUGCAACUUUCGGAGUUGGAACGACCCUAGCAAUCGAGAGUGCGUACAUUCUAGCUGGAGAGCUGUCGAAAAUACAGAGCAGCGAGGAUAUUCCACGAGCUCUGGAGAGGUUUGAAGAGGUUUAUCGCCCACUGUAUACGAAGAGUGAAGGGCUUCCACCUUUUUUCCCACAAUUCACAUUUCCGCAGACAAGUUGGGUGCUGUGGAUCAGAGACUCGUUAUUGUGGUUUAUAAGUAAGACCAAGCUGUACAAGCUUCUCCCGGCUGAUGAGGGAAGUGGCCUUGAGCUACCGAGUUACGGCUGGGUCGACAUCCACCGAAAGGAUGAGUGAGAGCCAUAUUUGGGAUGAUUGGCGAAUGUUUAGAUCUGGAUUCCAUGAUAUCUCUGCUGUUUACCUUAGGGGACCUUCCACUCUCCGUGCAAUCUACUCAAGAACGUUACUUCUACUACUGUUUUGUCGACUUCAAUAUGUCGGUCACUCCAGGGC
This is a messenger RNA of Mytilinidion resinicola, 1466 nucleotides long. RefSeq names its product FAD/NAD(P)-binding domain-containing protein. The coding region runs from base 51 to 1310 and encodes 419 amino acids. Lineage: Eukaryota; Fungi; Ascomycota; Dothideomycetes; Mytilinidiales; Mytilinidiaceae. The transcript has a single exon. The record is from RefSeq and is a predicted model, not a curated record. Gene Ontology annotation, molecular function: FAD binding.